Molecule: messenger RNA, 325 nt
Organism: Urocitellus parryii (Arctic ground squirrel)
Lineage: Eukaryota; Metazoa; Chordata; Mammalia; Rodentia; Sciuridae
Source: RefSeq, a predicted model, not a curated record
AUGGCUGGGGCGCGCAUCCUGCUCUAUCUGUGGCUGGGCUUCUUCGGCGUGAGCCUAGUGCAGGGAGAGAGACCGAAACAACAUUUGCCUGAGCUCCACCAAGCUAUGCCAGGAGACCGCACGGCAGGUGGUGGCCCUGGCCCAGAGCUGCAGCCUCUUGACAAGGUGUCGGAGCAUAUGCUGCGGCUCUAUGACAGGUACAGCGACAGUGGCAGAGUGGAGGCAGCACGGAUGCCAAGCUCCCGACAACGAAGCUCGCAGCCCCGGCGCCCUCAGCCCUUGCGCGAAGGCAACACAGUUCGCAGCUUUCGUGCGGGAGCAGCAG